Messenger RNA from Aphanomyces astaci, 713 nucleotides. RefSeq lists its product as hypothetical. The transcript has a single exon. Bases 1 to 627 code for a protein of 208 amino acids. The record is from RefSeq and is a predicted model, not a curated record. NCBI's taxonomy places the organism in Eukaryota, Oomycota, Saprolegniomycetes, Saprolegniales, Verrucalvaceae.
AUGUUUUAUUUUCCUUUUCGCCUAGUUCCGUGCACGUCCAUCCCCUCCACCGACAUGCUCACGUCUGUCGUCGCUCGCUACGCCGACUCCCAACUUGCCACGUAUGUAAGACUCCAUGCACGCGUCGUCACAUGUGUCCUGGCGCUAUCCGGUGUCACUAUCGUCCUCUCCCGUACCGAACCGUGGAAGCUCUGCCUGCUCGCAGUCGCAGGCCUGAUUUUGCUCCCGGUUAUGCUCCAACACAGCUUCAUGGUCCACGAACAGGGCAAAUCCAGCACAGAUUGCGUUGUGGAAUUCAAUGUCGAACAAUUGACAAAGGCCAAGAAAGACAAACAGGUCCAACCUGUCAUGAUGGACCAAAUUGUCCUCACCAACAACCAAUCCGCGCUUCCGACCCUCGAUCCGGCCUACACUGUCUCAUUUCCUCUUCCUUGCAUCCCUAUGAACGCCACGGACGGACGCAAGGGUCUCAUGCCGAAGAGUGUGCUGCAGAUCCGUGAAGAAAUGUUCGCCAAAGCCAUGGGGUCCCUCCGCUCGCUCUCGCCUCGCAACCAGCCCGUUGUGCACCAUUUGGACUUGAUCAAGUAUGCGGAAGAAAUCGACGAACUCGAAUCCCACGUGCUUUAAACGAGUAGGCUUGAAAGUCGGUCUUGUAUAGUAUGAACAGAUCGUAAGCGUUAAAACUACUCUGGUACCAUUGUUCUUCAUUCCCA